AUGUUUCGGUUCGCGAUGAUUCGUACCAAAUCAAUCGUCGCCGUCCAUGACAAAGAAAACAUCCCCCCGGCCAAGGCUAGCAGACUAAGCUGCAAUUCACCGGCGGCAUUGGACCGACUGGUAAAGCCCUUCAAGUGCCCAGGAUCAGCCAACGCUCGCAAAUCCAGCGGCGAACCUACCCGAAAGCGGCGAAAAGUCAACUAUGCCGAAGCUGCUGGCGGAAAUGACGACGAUCAGAGCGGUGGCUUCAGCAUAGACGGGGAAAGCGUUGCCCUGAAAGAUAGAUUCCCCGUCUUCAAGGUCAAGGACAAGGAAGCCACGUUUCGCAGCCGCUUCGCAAUCCCAUUGAUCAACAAGAAUGCAUUCGAUCCCUCAAGACCGGCACCCAGCCUGGGAAUGCGCCGAGGUAAUACUUUCGUUAACAAACCACUCCAUGAUCCGAGCGGCGAGUUUGCAAUCGUACUCUACGACCCUACUAUUGACGAAAAGUCCGCAGCCAAGCAGGAGGCACAGGUGGAGGCAGAGAAGCCUGAAUUGGACACGCCUCUGAUGCACAAGAGUCUGGCAGAAAUACUUGGAAUCAAGAAACAAGUCGAAGGCGAGAGACCAAAAGUUCCCGUCGUGAUUGACCCCAGAUUGGCCAAAGUCCUCCGGCCUCACCAGGUCGAAGGAGUCAAGUUCUUGUACCGAUGUACAACGGGGCUUAUUGAUGAUAAGGCCAAGGGCUGCAUUAUGGCCGACGAAAUGGGUCUGGGAAAAACACUACAGUGCAUAACGUUGAUGUGGACCUUGUUGAAACAGUCUCCCGAAGCAGGCAAGUCAACCAUUCAGAAAUGUGUCAUUGCUUGCCCUGCGAGUUUAGUCAAGAAUUGGGCGAACGAGCUGGUCAAAUGGCUUGGUGAAGGUGCUAUCAACCCAUUCGCCAUUGACGGCAAGGCCACAAAAGAUGAACUCACCCUUCAACUGAAACAAUGGGCGAUUGCUUCGGGAAGGAGUGUGGCGAGACCUGUGUUGAUUGUUUCAUAUGAGUCUUUGCGUCUGAACAUUGAAGAGCUCAAAGACGUCAAGAUUGGCCUCAUGCUUUGCGAUGAAGGCCACCGCUUAAAAAACGCCGAAAGCGAGACCUACAUGGCCCUGACUGGACUCAACGUGGACCGCCGAGUCAUUCUGUCCGGAACACCCAUUCAAAACGAUUUGACUGAGUACUAUUCCUUGCUCGAUUUUGCCAAUCCUGGAUACCUAGGCACCAAGGCUGACUUCCGCAAGAAAUACGAGUUGCCAAUUCUUCGUGGGCGCGAUGCUGCUGGUUCCGAUACGGAUAAACAGAAAGGAGAGGCAGCCAAUGCCGAACUAGGAUCCCUCGUCAAUAAAUUCAUCAUCCGAAGAACAAACGACAUUCUAUCUAAAUACUUGCCGGUCAAGUAUGAACAUGUCGUCUUUUGCAAUCUUGCCCCGUUCCAGAAAGAUCUCUACAAUCACUUCAUACAGAGUCCUGACAUCAAGAGUCUUCUUCGAGGAAAAGGCAGUCAGCCUUUGAAGGCCAUAGGCAUCUUGAAGAAGCUAUGCAACCAUCCAGAUCUACUGGAUCUAGAGAAGGACCUGCCUGGCAGUGAAAAGUUUUGGCCACACGAUUACGUGCCGAAAGAAUCUCGCGGUCGAGACAGAGAUGUCAAAUCUUGGUAUUCUGGAAAAUUCGCCGUUCUCGAACGCAUGCUAGCUCGCAUUCGACAAGAUACAAAUGACAAGAUAGUGCUCAUCAGCAAUUAUACCCAAACUUUGGAUGUGUUUGAGAAGCUGUGUCGCGCACGCAGCUAUGGCUGUCUUCGACUCGACGGUACCAUGAAUGUUAACAAACGCCAGAAGCUCGUGGACAGAUUCAACGACCCUAAUGGAGAGGAGUUUGUCUUCUUACUGAGCAGCAAGGCUGGUGGGUGUGGUAUCAAUUUGAUUGGGGCCAACCGUCUGGUGCUAUUUGAUCCAGACUGGAACCCAGCUGCCGAUCAGCAAGCUCUCGCCCGUGUUUGGCGAGAUGGCCAGAAGAAAGACUGUUUCGUCUACCGAUUCAUGGGUACCGGGACCAUUGAGGAGAAGAUAUUCCAGCGUCAGUCUCACAAGCAAGCACUGUCCUCGACAGUGGUCGACUCUGCGGAGGACGUUGAACGGCAUUUCACGCUGGACUCUUUGAGGGAGCUCUUCCAAUACCGACCCGACACGAGAAGUGACACUCACGACACGUUCAAGUGCAAACGAUGCAAGCCAGAUGGAGUGCAGCAGAUUAAGGCUCCUGCUAUGUUAUAUGGAGAUACGAGUUCCUGGAAUCACUUUGUCAACAAUGGUGAGCAGGGCCAGAUGGGCAAGAUACAAGACUUGCUACUUCGGCAGGAAACGUCAGAAGACGCAGUCAGUGCCGUGUUCCAAUAUAUCAGCCACUAA
Messenger RNA from Exophiala spinifera, 2433 nucleotides. RefSeq lists its product as uncharacterized. Bases 1 to 2433 code for a protein of 810 amino acids. Gene Ontology annotation, cellular component: nucleus. Gene Ontology annotation, molecular function: ATP-dependent chromatin remodeler activity; hydrolase activity, acting on acid anhydrides; DNA translocase activity. Lineage: Eukaryota; Fungi; Ascomycota; Eurotiomycetes; Chaetothyriales; Herpotrichiellaceae. Gene Ontology annotation, biological process: double-strand break repair via synthesis-dependent strand annealing; reciprocal meiotic recombination. The record is from RefSeq and is a predicted model, not a curated record. The transcript is spliced from 3 exons.